Messenger RNA from Mytilus trossulus (common blue mussel), 1872 nucleotides. RefSeq lists its product as uncharacterized. The record is from RefSeq and is a predicted model, not a curated record. The transcript is spliced from 2 exons. NCBI's taxonomy places the organism in Eukaryota, Metazoa, Mollusca, Bivalvia, Mytilida, Mytilidae. Gene Ontology annotation, molecular function: zinc ion binding. Bases 150 to 1844 code for a protein of 564 amino acids.
UGUACAAUUAAAAUACAAUUUGUAUCGUGAUACAUGUAAAUACAAACAUAUCGGUAAUUAACUUGGCACAGAAAUGGACUGAUAUUUGAAUACCUGGAAUAUUAGACAGAACUUAGUUGCAGGAUCUCUGUAGAACAAAUGUAGAAGACAUGCAAAAAUCAGAGAAUUGCACAGCUUGUCUAAGGGACAAUGAGAAGAUUCAGGCAGAUUUAUGGUGCUAUGAUUGUUCGGAAGCAUUAUGUGAUCCAUGCGGGAAAGUCCAUAGAAAAUUUGCAACUCCUCAUAAAGUGAAUGACAUUCAUAAAAUUUCAAUAAUGGACAGGACUAUUAUAAAGAUAUGCCGUCGCCAUGCUGGUCAAGAAUUAAAAGCUUUCUGUAAAUGUCAUGGAAAAGUGUUGUGUCAGAAGUGUAUAUCUGACUUUCACAGUAAAUGUAAAAAUGUACAAUCAAUAGAAAAGGCUUCUGAGGAACUAAAGGAUGGACUUGCUUUAAAAAAUUUACAAGAAAGUUUGAAACGAUUGAACAUUAGCACAAAGGAUACUGUGUUCAAAAUAUCAAAUCGUUCUAAACAAUUGCAUCAGCAAAAGACCUCAAUUCUCAAUGAAAUUUUGAACAUUCGUGAGUUAGUUAAUGGAAAGUUGGACCAAAUAGAGAAAGGGGUAUUAUGCAGAUUUAGCCAACAGAAUCACAAUAUAUCAGAAAUUGAGACCAAGUUAAAAACAUUACAAAGUGAUUUAGAUUCAAAUAUGGAAACAGCAGAUCACCUUAAUUACAGUACUAAUCAAACACAUAUAUUUCUAGUGUUGCACAACCUUAGGUCAAAACAGGAUGCCAACGAAAACGACAUUGCAAAAACAAAUCAAGAACUGGAAUCAAUUCAACUUAACAUGAUACCAGCAAAUUUUACAAGGAAAUUGACAGAUUUAAUCUCAUCGUUAGAAGGAACAGGAUAUACCGAUCAUUCCUUGCUAAACAAAACAAAAUUAAAUGUCCAUGGCAAAAUAUCAACAGAAUUUAUAUCAGCAACCAAAAUACAGACGCUAACGCCAACUAAAGGUUUCAUAUUUGGUGCAUGUUGCUUUACUGAAGACAAUCGAAUCGUUCUAACAGAAUCAAAAUGGGAUUCAAAAUACAAACUUAGCAUUUUUGAUAUCAAAUCUGGGAAAACUGAGCGAGUUUCCAUAUCACUUCCCGAGGAACCCAACCAGUUGUGUUCUUUUGAGAAAUCGCGUGUUUUAGUCACGUGUAAGAACAAACUACCGAUAGUUGUCGUUGAUGUACAAUCAAUCACAACAGACAGGAAAUAUAUUCGACCAUGCAUUGACACUCUGGUUGGAAAAGAUACAGGUCAAAAUAUCGAGUGUUCAUUUAUAUUUGGAAAAGGCUUCCAGAUAUGGGUGUGUAUCGAGUGUUGUAUCAAAGGAAAAGACUCAACAUAUAUUUGUUCAAUAAAUUUUGAGGGUGAAAUAUUAAAAUCAAUUCCUUUGAAAACGGAUAUAAGUGAUAUGUGCAUGAAUUUUCGCUGCGAUUCGUUCAUCUGCACUCACAAGGACCGGAACGAAAUUUCAGAGGUAUCGGUUAUUGGAGAACACGCGGUAUAUUACAAAAAUAGCAAUAUAGGUAACAGUUGUCGUAUUGCAAGCGACGCAUCUGGUGGUGUAUAUGUUUGUGAGCCUAUAACAAAUAAGCUAUGGAAACUGAGAUCUGGCGAACGAAAUACUGUGCUAACAGAAAAGGAUGGAAUAGCGAGUGUUUCUCAUGUAAAUUUCAACAACAGAACUAAUGAGCUGGUGCUUACUAGUAAUGGAGGGGAGUGUGUUUAUGUUUACCAUGUUCAAACCUGAAUAGAUAAUAAACCAUUAAAAACAGAAA